AUGACUCCCCUCCCCAUCUCCUACCAACGGCGACGUGGCGACCAACAACAGAUCAACAACAACGACUAUGGACAACGAAUGACGAAGAAGGGUGACAACAAAGAUGAUCGGCAACAAAUGACCAUGACCACCAUCAACGAUGAUGAAUAACCCCCCGAGAACGAACCAUGACCGCCAACGAUAACGACGAAUGAUGACUACAACGAUGACAACAACGAUGACCGACUACGACAACGACAAUGGAUUUAGUUAUAAUAGUUG
Molecule: messenger RNA, 261 nt
Organism: Laccaria bicolor S238N-H82
Lineage: Eukaryota; Fungi; Basidiomycota; Agaricomycetes; Agaricales; Hydnangiaceae
Exons: 1
Coding region: 1-150 (49 amino acids)
Source: RefSeq, a predicted model, not a curated record